Messenger RNA from Mus musculus (house mouse), 6106 nucleotides. It is a transcript of the gene Rrp12, whose product is annotated as ribosomal RNA processing 12 homolog. NCBI's taxonomy places the organism in Eukaryota, Metazoa, Chordata, Mammalia, Rodentia, Muridae. The record is from RefSeq and is a predicted model, not a curated record. Gene Ontology annotation, cellular component: nuclear membrane; plasma membrane; nucleolus. The coding region runs from base 235 to 2382 and encodes 715 amino acids. The transcript is spliced from 21 exons.
AGCAGCCCUGGACCAGGCUGUAGGGGCUGCAGUGACCAGCAUGGGUCCCGAGGUGGUGUUGCAGGCCGUGCCCUUGGAAAUCGAUGGCUCUGAGGAGACUCUGGAUUUCCCACGGAGCUGGCUGCUGCCUGUCAUCCGGGAUCAUGUUCGGGAAACCAGGCUUGGUUUCUUCACCACUUACUUCUUGCCCUUGGCCACCACUCUUAAGAGAAAAGGCCUUUUGGUUUUGGUAAAAUGAGGCCGAUAGGCCAAGAGGAUAUCUUGGGUCACACCAUGUCUUUGUCACACCCUCCAGCAAUGGACCUGGCUCAGGCAGGCAGCACAGUGGAGUCGAAGAUUUAUGAUACACUCCAGUGGCAGAUCUGGACCCUCCUGCCUGGGUUCUGCACAAGGCCCACAGAUGUGGCUGCCUCCUUCAAAGGCCUGGCACGGACUCUGGGCACAGCUAUCAAUGAACGCCCAGACCUGAGGGUCACUGUGUGCCAGGCCCUACGUACCCUCAUCACUAAGGGCUGUGAGGCAGAGGCUGACCGAGCUGAAGUGAGCCGCUUUGCCAAAAACUUCCUGCCAAUCCUCUUCAACCUGUAUGGGCAGCCUGUUGCAGCUGGAGAGGCGGCAGCCCCUCGCCGUGCUGUGCUGGAAACCAUCAAAACUUACCUCACCAUAACUGAGGCUCAGUUGGUGAAUAGCUUCCUGGAAAAAGCCACCGAGAAGGUUCUCGAUCCUGCCAGCUCUGAUUUCACCAGAUUGUCUGUCCUGGAUCUGGUUGUGGCUUUGGCUCCUUACUCGGAUGAAGCUGCCAUCAGUAAGCUAUACUCUACCAUCCGGCCCUACCUUGAGAGCAAGGUCCACGGUGUACAGAAGAAGGCCUACCGCGUGCUGGAGGAGGUGUGUGCCAGUUCUCAGGGCCCGGCAGCCCGCUUCGUGCAGAGCCACCUGGAUGAUCUGAAGAAGACUCUGCUGGACUCGCUUCGGACCACAUCCUCGCCUGCUAAAAGGCCCCGUUUGAAGUGCCUCAUACAUAUUGUGAAGACGCUGUCGGCUGAGCAUGAGGAGUUCAUAGCUGCCCUCAUCCCAGAGGUGAUCCUGUGCACCAAGGAGGUGUCAGUGGGUGCAAGGAAGAGUGCGUUUACCUUGCUGGUGGAGAUGGGCCAUGCUUUCCUGCGAUUUGGCUCCAACCAGGAAGACGCUCUGCAGCGGUACCUUGUCCUCAUCUAUCCUGGCCUUCUGGGUGCAGUUACCACAGUUAGUUGCAGCAUUUUGGCUCUGACCCACCUCUUGUUUGAGUUCAAAGGGCUGAUGGGGACCAGCACAGUGGAGCAGCUCCUGGAGAACGUGUGCCUGCUGCUGGCCUCUCGAACCCGUGAUGUGGUCAAGUCCGCGCUAGGCUUCAUCAAGGUUGCUGUGGUGGUCAUGGACGUGGUGCACCUUGCUAAGCAUGUGCAGCUAGUGAUGGAAGCCAUUGGGAAGUUGUCAGAUGACAUGCGACGGCACUUCCGGAUGAAGCUUCGGAACCUGUUCAUCAAGUUCACCCGCAAGUUUGGAUUCGAGUUGGUGAAGGGUCUGCUACCCGCAGAAUACCACAAAGUCCUGAUAAACAUCAGGAAAGCUGAGACCCGAGCCAAGAAGCAUCGUGCCCUGAGCCAGGCUGCUGUAGAGGAGGAGGAAGAGGAGGAAGAGGAAGAGGAGCCUGUCCAGAGCAAAGGUGACAGCAUUGAGGAGAUUUUGGCUGACUCUGAGGAUGAGGAUGAGGAAGAAGAAAGAGGCCGGGGCAAGGAGCAGCGGAAGCUGGCACGACAGAGGAGCCGGGCAUGGCUGAAGGAAGGUGGUGGCGAUGAGCCCCUCAACUUCCUGGAUCCCAAGGUGGCCCAUCGAGUCCUUGCCACCCAGCCUGGGCCUGGGCGGGGCAAGAAGAGGGACCAUGGCUUCAAGUUGAGUGCUGAUGGCCGGCUGAUCAUACGGGAGGAGGAAGAUGGAAACAAGGUGGAGGAAGAAGAUGGCACUAAAGGGGAAGAUGAAGACAUGACCGAUGCGAUGGAGGAUGCCAGUGUGAGAAGUAAAAAGAAGCUUAAGCGGCAGAGGGAGGACGAGGAGGAUGAGCUGGAGAUCCCACCUCGGUACCAAGCUGGAGGCUCUGGCAUCCAUCGCCCUGUGGCUAAGAAGGCUGCACCUGGAGCUGAAUACAAGGCCAAGAAGGCAAAAGGCGAUGUAAAGAAGAAGGGCCGCCUGGAUCCCUAUGCGUACGUUCCACUCAACAGAUCCAAGCUCAACCGCAGGAAGAAGGUGAAGCUCCAGGGGCAGUUUAAAGGUCUGGUGAAAGCCACCCAGCGGGGAUCCCAGGCGGGACACAAACUCCGCAGAAAGGAUCGGCGGCGGCCCUGAAUCCCUCUGGGGAAUGGAGCUGUUCUCUGCUGUGGUCCAGGGCCCCUUUCUAACUCCCAUGAUGUUUAACACCAACUCCAGGUGUGAGCCUUGCUAAACCUGGACAGAGAAUGACUCAUUGGAAGCAGGACUCAUUUCUAAGAGAGAUAGAUGCCUAGGAUUUUGGAAACUAUUGUCCUUUGGAGACAUUGCCAACAUCUAGGAGUGGAAAUGUGACGUCGCUACCUCUGAGAAGGCCUUAAGUGGUGCUCUGCUUUCUGUCCAAUGUGGCCAUGAGAGCAGAGUGAUGACUGUGGUCUGCGUGUGUAAGAUCUGCUCUAACCAGGCGUAGAAUAAAUGUGCAUGACCAUGUUUCAGCCCUGAUGAGUGGCUUGGCCCCUUCCUAUCCAAUUCCCAGUAGUCUGUCUAGCCUGUAGCCUUCACCUGUGUCAGGAGGACUCCCUGAAUCAGAAGUGGCAGUAGGAGGUGGAAGGCGCAGAGGGUACUCCAUGGCUGGUUGCUAGAUCACAGGGUAGAGCGCCAGGGCCCCGGACCAGGCAGACGGAGACCAUGCUGACCGCUCUCAGAGCUGCAUCUUGCGCUGCCCCUGUUCAUAAGCCUCUGUCAACAUCUCUGUCCAUUGACUCAGCAGAGCUACUGAGCCCUUCCUGGCUUCAGCAAUCAUCAAAGGAACCAAAGCAGAGAACGUAGAGGAAUGCGGCUCUCGUGUUUGCUCACAAGGCUUGUUCUCUUAUACCUCCCAGGACCACCUCCCACAUCAGUCAGUAAUUGAGAAAAUGCCCUCCCGAGUGCAGGCCGUCCUCCUGAUGACUCAAGCUAUGUCAAGUAGACACAAAACUGGCCGGCACACCCAUCUUCCCUCACUCUUUUUUGUAGCUCUACCUGUGCACUCUAAUUCCCACUCGCCCUUUGCAGUGUUCCAAGAUCACUGGACCUGUCAGCCCAGAAGCAGAGGACCCUAGUACUGUCUGCAUCCUCUAGUACAUGGAGUAUGCUUUGUCAUGAUUACUGAGUUCUGGCUCCUAUCCUUUCCUGUGAGAUGAAACCAAGGUACACACUUCUUUCCCUCAAGGCAGGGCUUUUCUGUACAGCCAUAGAGGGCCUGCCUGGGACUCAUGCUGCCGACCAGUCUGUCAUUGAACUCAGAGGUCUGCCUGCCUCUGCUCCCCAAGUGCUGAGAUUAAAGGUGUGUGAUAACCUCCACCAAGCUACAACAUACAUGUUCUUAAGGAGUUUCUGUUUUGGUUUAAUUCCUUUGGCACUAAUGAUGACUCUGGUAGACCCUGCAGUAUUCUUGAUAGCCUGUCUCUUGAUACUGUUUUCUUCCACUUUCCAAGAGGACCCAAGCCCUUUCUGGAGUCAGUGUGUUUCAUGCUAGGGCAUUCCCAUCUAUGAUCUUGGCCUGAGAGCCUGACAGGAAUCAGGUUGCCAAGAGGUGGCACUGUUUACAGGCCUCCCAGAAAUCUAGAAUGGGAGAGCAAGCUAGAAAGGUAGCCAAAAGAUUGGUUUAUAAAGCUUAUCCAAUCAUAACCCCCAUUAUUCCCACUCAGCAUCACAUUUAUCUCAGCCCAGGGCUUUCCAGGCUCCUCUUCUCUCAGGAAAUGGAACCAUAUGUAUUAGGAAACCUCCUGAUGCUGACCUGCUUGUAACAUCUUCCAAGGAGCUCUGCUUCCUUUCAAGGAGGGUGGGGAAGAUGACCCAGGAAGGUUGGUAGUAGUGAGGUGUUGAACUCUGUUCUUUGAGAGUUAGUCUUUGAGGUUUGGGCUUUGGUGAAGGGACAUGUAUUGGUCUUUCUGCCUUAGGAACUCAGGUGCUUGGGAGAUGUUAUAGAAGGUGGUGCUGUUUUUCUGUCCAUGGGGGCCGUGUGAUACAGCAUUCUACACACAGGAGUUACUCCAUCACAGGGAUAGUAGAAAAGCUGUAAGCUUCAUCCAAGGUCUACAUUUACAACUUAGCUUCUUUGGUUUUUGUUGAUGUUGGAAUCUGAGUCAUUUCCAUGCUUUCUCUUCUGAAUCCAUCUUCCAUUCAUUCUCAAAAACUGAAGGAAAAUCUAUACCCUGCCCCCGCCUCACUACAUACUAUCCAAAAGGCAGCUCAUCGCAGGAAUGUGCUCAGGCAUUGGGCCUUACAGAGCCAAUAUAGUCAGGUGGUUGCCCUUAGUCAAGAAUCAGGUUGGGCUGCCCGUAUUUUCCUUCUCAUGAUUGUGACAAAGGCUUGGCGGUGACUGUCCUGGGGGUUGGUUCAUUGCCGACAGAGAGGCUGCCUUCACUAAGUUAAUGGUCUGCUUUACAGUCUGAUCUGCCAUGGAAAGAUUAGGUUAGCAAUGGUGAGAGAAUGUUGAUGAUAUUCUAGUAGCCACUGUCUUCAGUCUUGAGUCCAUCGCCCCACUGUCUUUCAAAGAGUAAUCCAAUUUCACAUAUAUUUUAUAUUUCAUUAUGAAGGAAAGAUUCACAGAACAUUUGGGAGACAACAAAAGUAACAGCAGAAGUUUGAAUCUUACAGGAGACUCAAUCCCUCCUGUACUCGAGUCCCGGCUUCUUUAGUCCGCUCGGCCUGCUUUUCUUUUGACAGAAUAUAUAGUUUAGUGCUUGGGGGACAAACAGGCACAGUGCAUGGCAGGCUGGAGCUUUACCCUGCAGCUAUAUCCCCACCCCUGAUACUUGAUUUGAGACAAGUCCUCACUGUAACCCUGGCAGGGUGUCCUUGAACUCAGAGAGAUGCGCCUGCCUCUGUCUCCCAAGUGCUGGGAUCACAGGUACGCAGAACCACGUCUGGCUGCUUUCUUGUUUUAAAGACAGCAUCUUAUUAUGUAAGCCUAAACCAACUUCAAACUCACAAUCCUCCUGCCUCAGGCACUUGGAUCCUGGAAUUGCAGUCAAAGAGCUACUUCCAGCCGUAUAUGAGUGAUUGGCCUGCGUGUGUGUAUGAGCACAGCGUGUGUGGUCCCUGCCUGGGGAGGUCAGAAGAAGGUUUAGGAUCUCCUGGAACUGAAGUUACAGAUGGUUGUGAGUCAUUAUGGACGCUGGGAGCUAAAUCCCAAGUCCUCUGCAAGAGAACAAGUGCCCUUAACCUCUGCGCCAGCUCUCCAGCUCCAAAGAAACCAUUUUUAAAUAGAAGCAUAUAUUAUACAUUUGCACUUGACUUAUAACCAAGUCUUUACCCUACCUGAGUAAAUAUUUCAGAAAUACUUCAGUGGCCCAGUUUAGAACAUCUGCCCAGUGGACGAAGCCCAGUUUAUUUAUAAAGGCUUUUGGAGCCCUUAAGUUGCUGCUCAUUGCUUACGCAGGAAUUUAAAGCCACCACUUGAUGCUAGAUUGUGCGUAAUAUUUAGAAAAUGACAUGAUGAAUGCUCUUUGUUCUAUUUUUGAUAUACAUUAUUAUGAUCGGAUAGAUGACUGUACUCUAGAAAAUAACCCUGAUUUGGGACAAUGUAAGCUGGUUUGCCAUUUCCUGAAAUUAUGCUUAAUGUAGCUACUGUCAUUAGAGACACUUACGAAGCCGUUAGCUGACAGCAAGCCACUGAAGGCUGAGGCUGCACGGCAGAAGGUUGCUUCCUCCCAGCCCAUCCCAUUGAUUGCCAUGGAGAUGCUCAGUGGGUCCUCUUCAAGAACAAGUAUUCUUAACCUCCGCCAACAUCCCCGGCCCCCAUUUGCUUUGUUGGGAAAGUCUCAUUAUGGAACGGUGGCUGGCCUGGAAUAAAUGGCCCAGGCUGGCCUUGAACUCA